Cyphellophora europaea CBS 101466 is the source of this 375-nucleotide messenger RNA. RefSeq lists its product as uncharacterized. The transcript has a single exon. NCBI's taxonomy places the organism in Eukaryota, Fungi, Ascomycota, Eurotiomycetes, Chaetothyriales, Cyphellophoraceae. The record is from RefSeq and is a predicted model, not a curated record. Bases 1 to 375 code for a protein of 124 amino acids.
AUGCGUCUGCUACAGCACUUACCAAACGGCAGCUUCAAGCUAAUCUCCUUCGCCGACGAUGCUGUGCCCCCGUAUGCGAUCCUGUCGCACACUUGGAUUGACGGUGAAGAAGUCAUGUACAAUGAGCUGGUGGCCGGUAUACGCAUGGACAAAGCCGGCUACGAGAAGAUCGGCUUCUGUGCAGAAAGAGCUGCUCUGGAUGUCCUGGAGUACUUCUGGGUGGACACCUGCUGCAUCGACAAGUCGGACGGGCAGGAGCUUAUUACAGCCAUUAACUCCAUGUUCCGCUGGUACCAGCGCGCGAACACGUGCUAUGUAUACCUGUCAGAUGUUUCUGUGCCGGACAACGUCGUUGAUGCCCAGGCAUUCCGAUAA